Messenger RNA from Vespa crabro (European hornet), 3787 nucleotides. It is a transcript of the gene RhoBTB, whose product is annotated as rho-related BTB domain-containing protein 1. Gene Ontology annotation, molecular function: GTP binding; protein binding; GTPase activity. The transcript is spliced from 15 exons. Gene Ontology annotation, biological process: small GTPase-mediated signal transduction. The record is from RefSeq and is a predicted model, not a curated record. The coding region runs from base 1217 to 3445 and encodes 742 amino acids. Lineage: Eukaryota; Metazoa; Arthropoda; Insecta; Hymenoptera; Vespidae.
CUCUCUCUCUCUGUCAUUUUCUUCAUUCUUCACAAAAUUUUGACGAUAUAAAACAAAAGAAUGAAUUAGUUUCACCGAGUAAAAAUUCUUUUUCUAACCUCUCUCACUCCUACCCUAAUCUUAUCAGUACAUACGUGCACGUAGGCAGAAGCGCGCGCGCGCGUGCGUACGUCCUCUCUCUCUCUCUCUCUCUCUCUCUCUUUCUAUUCGUCGAGUCUACACCGACAACACAACGCGAACGUCGUCGUUUCGUUCUCUCUCCCAGAGUGCGACAGUGCAUUCUCCGAACGACGACGCACACGUGCGUCGAUAUGACGCCGUCGGGAUUCUCCUUCAUCUUUUUCUUCAUCGACAAGGAGCACCAGCAACAGCAGCACCAGCAAUAUCAUCUUUGCUAUCACUACCAUUACAGCUACUCGCAACGAUCACAGUGCAAGACUUCGAUUGGCUAUUGGUACUAAAGACGAAAGAAAGAAGCAAGGAAAAAAAGAAGGUGGCCUGCUGAUAAGGUGGCUGAACGUAACUUGCCUUUUUAACGAGAACCGUGGCUUUUAUCGUGUCCUUGACACGAGAGACGAACAGACGGAUAGAGAGAGACAGAGAGAGAGAGAGAGAGAAAGAGAGACAAUAGAAGAGACAAACGGUUUAGACGAAUAGACCGAUAAAACAAUUCUUUCUACUCUUGUGUGUUUGCAAAUCGAGCUGUUCGGUAUAUAUCCAUUCGACGUUUGAUUUUUAUUAUUAUUAUUAUUAUUAUUAUUAUUAUUAUUAUUAUUAUUAUUAUUAUAUUCGUUAAAAGAAAAAAAGGAAACACGUUGGAGCCUCUCUCUUUCUCUCUUUCUCUCUCUCUCUCUCUCUCUCUCUCUCUCUCUCUCUCUCUGUCUCUCUCUGUCUCUCUCUCUUUCUCUUUCACUCUCUGUGAGAUAAGAAGAAGGAAGAAGAAUAUCGGAGAAACUAAGUUGGAAGUUUAUAUUUAUUAACCGAGGAAAUCUUUCUUCGAGAACGGAAGAAGAAUCAUUUUCUUUGUCCUAGAAGAAAUCGUAAAACAGGAGGAGGAAGAUUUUGAUCGACAUUUGGUCGAAAAUCGAAUGUGGUGUUGUUCGUGUUGGUUAGCUAGAGAGGCAUCGGUGACACCGACGGCUACGGUAGCCCAGUCGUAUUUGGACGAUCUGGUACGUGAAAAAGUAUAUUGGAUGAAAAAGGGAGGUUGCCGGUGAUGGACAAUGAGCAGCCGCACCAGGAACUGGUCAAGUGCGUGGUCGUGGGUGACACAGCAGUCGGAAAGACCAGAUUGAUAUGUGCUAGAGCAUGCAACAAACACGUCUCUCUAUCCCAAUUGUUAACCACACACGUACCCACGGUUUGGGCUAUCGAUCAGUAUAGAAUUUAUAAAGACGUAUUAGAACGAUCGUGGGAAGUCGUGGACAACGUUAACGUAUCUUUACGUCUUUGGGAUACGUUUGGUGAUCACGAAAAGGAUCGUCGAUUUGCCUAUGGCAGAUCGGACGUCGUUUUAUUAUGUUUCUCCAUAACAAAUCCGGUUUCAUUACGGAAUUGCAAGGCAAUGUGGUAUCCAGAAAUACGUCGAUUCUGUCCUCAAACGCCAGUCCUAUUGGUCGGAUGCAAAAACGAUUUACGAUAUAUGUAUCGAGAUGAGACCUACUUGAGUUACUUCCGGGAUCGUAGUCCAUUCGUAAGGGCCACGAGAAAAAGUGAUUUGGUCAUGCCUGAUCAAGCAAGAGCGGUAGCACGAGAGUUAGGUGUAUGUUACUAUGAAACUAGUGUCUUCACUUAUUAUGGCGUCAACGAGGUAUUUGAAAACUCAAUAAGAGCCGCCCUAAUUGCAAGAAGACAGCAACGCUUUUGGAUGACGAAUUUGAAAAGGGUACAAAGGCCUUUGCUUCAGGCACCAUUUUGUCCACCGAAACCAGUACCGCCAGAAGUUUAUCUAACAGCAAGUACAUACGAGGAAAAUAUGAAAACAUUAUGGACAAAGCCAGUUCAUACCGAUGUAACAUUAAUAGCAGGCAAUUGCACCUUCCCAGCUCAUCGAUGUUUAUUAGCGGCAGCUUCGCCUGCAUUUCAUCGGCUCUUCUCGACGGAACUUGCUCAUGAACAUACACCAAGAAGUUCGAGCGAGUCUAGUAUGGUAAGCACUUUUGGCGAGGCCACAGUAGGCGAUUUUAACGACGAUACCGAAUGCCUGAUUCGCAUUGAUCAAAGCAAACCCUCAAAAGUAUGGGAACAAUUGAAAAGAAGAUCGAGCUUUCAAGUUUUACCAACGAUGGAUAAUCAAAGGAAAGCCAAUGGUGCUACGAGGGAAUUAAAUCAUCCUGCAUUUCAAAAUAUACGCGUUUGCAUGAGUGAAAAUUCAAAUGGAGUGCAACAACCUACUACAGUGGUGACUCUUUCGAAGCUCAUUACGCCCCAGGCUAUGCAGCAAUGCUUGCAGUUCAUCUACACAGGCAGCUUGGAUAAACGGUAUCACGAUCUACAAACAGCUCCUAUUGGGCUAUUACUGGAGAUCAGACAAGCAGCUGAGUUCCUUGAGCUACCGCAAUUGUUAAUGGUACUUGGAACAAUACAAACUCGUGAACAAUUUGCUAACAGUGAUCUAAAUAAUCGUUAUAAACAAGUGGUUAGACAACGGCUCGAGGAUAUUUGUCUUGAACAAGGAUUAUUCGCCGACGUUGUAUUUGAAUUGGACGACGGUAGUAUGCCAGCUCAUCGUGCUAUUCUAACUGCUCGAUGUGACGUAAUGAAAGCAAUGUUCUCCGGUGAUUUUCGUGAGAGCAGCGCCAAAAUCAUAGUUUUCCCUGGAGUUAGAGAAUACACAUUUCAUAAGUUACUUUGUUACUUGUACACGGACGAAGUACCAGCAAUUUCAUCGGCCAGAUGUUUGAAUCUUUUGGAAUUAGCUAAUAGAUUGUGUUUACCAAGAUUGGUUAAUCUUGUCGAGAGCAGAGUAAUCGAGGAUCUUAAAAGAUUAUCGCAAAACGAAGGAAACGAGGCCGUUGAAAAUUGUUUGAGAUUAUUGGAACCUUGCAAGUUACACAAUGCGGAUCAAUUAGCGGACUGGUGUAUGAAUCAUCUGUGCGUGAAUUAUAAUAAACUAUGUAAGAUGUCACCUCGUAGCGUGCGCUUACUUCAUCCAGAAAAUCAAGAAUAUUUGAACGAACAUCGAUGGCCGCCAGUGUGGUAUCUGAAAGACUACGAUUAUUAUCAAAAAUGUCUAGCCGAACAGGUUCGCGAGAACAAGCCUACCUUGAAAAGAAAUCGGAAUCAAUCGGUUUGCUUGUGUUUCUCAGGCUCAAGUAAAACUAGACGUGAGAGUACGAACAAUGGCGCCGUUAAUGGCGGCGCAUCGGCUACGUCGACUGAACAACAAGCAGCCGAACGUCCUCUUUUUGAUGCCACGACGGAAUCGGGAGAACAGGCUGUAUGACAGGAGCCUAGCGGCCAUAGCCGCUCCGUCAGAUUCGUUCUGAUAUUACCUGUGCUCUUGGUCUUCAUUUGCACCAUUUUUACCAUUUUGAUACUCCUACAGAUUUAUACUUAAGGUACGCGAGAAUUACUAAAGAAAAAUAAAAAGAAAAAUAAAAAUAAAUACCACACAUACGUAACACACGUAUAUAUACACGGAGGGCGAAGAAGAUGAAGAUGAAGAAGAGAAGAAAAAGAAAAGAAAAGAACAAAAGAGAAGAGUACACGUACGUGUAUUAACGAAUAUUAUUUUCAAAGAAGAAAAUGUUCGGCCGUUUACGAUUUAAAGCCACGUUAUUUCAAA